AUGCAACAAAGAAGUUCAAUAUCUACAUUUCUUCUGGCAUGGUUGCCGCUCGGGUGUUCUUUGCUGAAUGCGGCACCGAUAACUCGUCAAAGCAUUUCACUUUUCGUGGCUUUGGGCGAUUACUCGGUCAAUUUGGAAAAGCCAUUGGGAAUCAUUCUGGAAGAAAGAGGCACAGAGAAUAGCGGUGUACAGGUAAAAGAGAUAGUGAAGGGUGGAGCGGCCGAAUCGACCAGAAUGGUCCCAGGAGAUGUGCUUCUUCAAGUCAAUGAGAUCGAUGUGACAACCUAUGAUUUCGACAGUGUCAUGGAUUUACUGAUAUCUACGGAUGGAUCCAUAGAUCUGACAUUGGGAGAUGGAUUAGGGCAAAUGGAUAUGCCCAAAAAUGUCCUCAACUUUUUAACGUCCACAGAAGAUGCCUUUUUCGUGGACGCAGUGGUACGAGAAGCGGUACGAGAAUGUCGUCAACGAAGCCGCAAGCUUGGCGAUCUACUGCAAGUCGAGGUUAUUAUUGGGGCUGGGGUCAGAGACUCGCGAGGACAAGUGCGUUUCUUUGCCAUUUUCUCCACGGAUGGUGUGUCGACGUAUAGCUGUAACAUGUCGGCUACGGGUGUGCGACAAAACGAUGAGAGCAUACGGAUUGUCGCGUUGUCAUGUGCCAAAGAUGAAGGUCUUGGACAAACGUUGGAGCUGAUUAGAGAGGAUUAG
Cylindrotheca closterium is the source of this 705-nucleotide messenger RNA. Lineage: Eukaryota; Bacillariophyta; Bacillariophyceae; Bacillariales; Bacillariaceae. The record is from the annotation of a GenBank genome assembly.